Fusarium redolens is the source of this 2891-nucleotide messenger RNA. RefSeq lists its product as uncharacterized. The record is from RefSeq and is a predicted model, not a curated record. Lineage: Eukaryota; Fungi; Ascomycota; Sordariomycetes; Hypocreales; Nectriaceae. The coding region runs from base 137 to 2686 and encodes 849 amino acids. The transcript has 4 exons.
CGCGACUCAGCCUCGUAAACCAAGCUGAAACGGCAACAUUAUUACGAGACCGCAGCGCAACUCAAUCGGCAUUAAAAUAAAGGUUUAUAUCAUCGCUAUAGUAUCAUAAGAGUCGCUGCACUCUCAAUCAGCCGCGAUGGCGCCAGGAACGCGACGCGCCAACAGAUCUGGAUAUGCCGAGCACGACGACUUCGAAGGUCUUCCCGUGCGACAAUGGCGACAAGAAUGGAUAAAUGUUGCGCCGCCACAGCAACAGGAACAGACCCAACAGAAUGAUAUCUGGUCGAUCGAUUUACCUCACGGCAUGCCGAAAGACUCGCAUCUACUUCCAGCCCACAGUCAGGAACUUCUUGCGGCUGCGCGAUCCGGAAGACUUUAUAAACGACCUGCACCAGCUGAGGAGGAAGAGGUCGAUGCCGAUGCAGCUCCUGAGAAGCCAGAGAAGAAGGAAGAGGACACAAGCGCUCGAGGAUUCAGCGUGAAAGUAUGGAAGCAGUUGCCUCGUAAUGUUGAUACACCUGGUACAUCACAUCUCGCGAAACGACAGAAGAACACCGUAACGGUCGCCAGUCGGACAGUGGAAGAGAAGGUUCAAGGACCGACAGUUACUAGGGCGACUGUCAGGAGAAUUGAUGCCGCCGGAAAUCCAUACACGGAAGAGGUUACGCUAUCUGAUGGUCAACAGGUCCAGGGUGAAAUCGUUUCGACACGGAUUGAACAAGCUCCUGUUCCUGGUUCUGAGCCACUUGCUACGACGCCUGUUCCCAACCGACGAAGGCCGCCACCACCGAAGAGAAAGGCCAAGGCUGGUCCUGGCCGAGGAAAGAAGAAAAUCAAAAACCCUCCUGAGGCUGGUGCUCCUGCGGCGGCGCCUGUCGCUGGGGCAGAUGGUGCCGCGUCCGCUGUUCCAACAAAGCCCGAGAACCCUGCAGAAGCUGCCAUUAAGCAAGAACGUGAAGACUCUGCCAAUCAGGAUAGUCCAAUGCCUGAUGCGGAUGACGACGAUGACGAUGACGAUGGUGAUGAUGACGAAGGCGACGAGGCUGAAGAGGGAGAGGCAACACCAGCUGCGGAGAGUCAAGCAAAUGGUGAAAACAACAAGCCACAAGAUCACGAGAUGACAGAUGCCGCUCCCACAGCCGCUACUGAAGCGGCGCUUACUCCACCCCCUGCGCCAGAACCUGCACCAGCGGCUCUUCCAGCUACUCUUGGAAACGACGAGCCCGAUACUAUCAUGCAAACCGACUCAUCUGCGCCUGCGCCUGUGCCUGUGCCACCAAACCCUAUAGGUCUGGCACCUCCGACCACCCUCACACCUGGUGGAUCCAGAAUCGAAGGCAGCCCCCUUAAGAACGUGGUUAUGCCUUCACCAACAAAGGAGGUGGAUCAGGAGCAACUGCUUAAGGCAGCAAUAGACGCGCCUUUUGCGGGAGAUGAAAAGCCCGCGGAGCCUGAGCUGACUGAGGAGAAUCUUGCACAAGCAUCGCUGGAGCCACCCACCAAGGAUGAUGAACCCCAUGGUUCAGCGGAGGAACAGCUCCUGAAGGCGGCUAUAGAUGCUCCUUUCGGGCCAGGACCACAACUAGCAGUCGCAUCUGCAGUUAAACCUGCUGAUUCGACCAUAGCCGAACCUCCCUCUACAGUUGUUGGGGAGGCUCCUGAGGCUGCGACUGAUCGCGAUAUUCCAAUGUUGGAACCAACGGAUAGCGAAGCACUACUGCCUCCCCCACCUGAAGAGGUUGGUAAUAUCGCAACCACGCCUCCUGGAGGCUCUGGAGAGCCAGGCGCUUCUGGCCCCGGCAGUGAAGUCAAGCCUCCAACAGAUAUUCAGGCUGGUGAGGAGGCAGUCUCACAGCGACCGCCUUUGACAACAACUGAGACUGGUUUGACAGAGGAUAGCAUCAAACCUGAUGAUUCAGCCUCCAUCACUGCUCCCAUCUCUGAUAUCACAGAUGUCCCAGCAGUGGCUCCUUCAAUCGUUGAUCCUCCACCUGAACCACCCGCUGAAACCACUGUGCAAGAUACCACAACGGAAGAGACUGCUCAAGAACCUGCUCCAGAGGAGACCAAGGAGCCUACUCCACCUCAACCCGAGAUUAAGGAAGAGUCUGCUCCUCCUGCAGUUGAAGAAAUUCUUCGCGAGGAAUCGCCUAAUCUGCUUUCCAGCUUGAUGGAUAAACUUGAUGAACAACAUGCAGAGAUUGAGAGUAUGAAGCAAAAGGCAUCAGCUGAACCGGCGCCUGAGUUGGUGCCAGAGCCUGUUGCUGAGGUGCCUGAGGAGGCUGUCAUCGAGCCAGCUGCUGAACCCGUCUCUGAGCCCAUCUCUAAGCUAAUUGUUGAGCCUACUGCCGAGCCUGUCCCUGAACCUGCUGCCGAUCCUAUCACUGAGACUGCUCCCGAAUCUACUACUGAGCAUCCUGCGGAAACACUUGCAGACCCCAUUGCGGAACCAGUCACAGAGCCAGCGGCUGAUGUUCCUCCCGAAUCAGCUUUAAUACCCGAAGCACCAGCUGAGCCAGCUGAUGAGCCCAUGGUUACCGAGGAAGUAAAGACUGAAGAGAUCAAGACCGAAGAACCUGCUGUUGAAGCUCCUAUCGUCGAGACUCCUGCUGUCGAUGCCCCAGCUGUUCCUGAACCAUCAGUGGCGGAAGGUGAACAAAACCAACAAGAACCAAAACAGGAAUAGAAUGUUUGAAUAUAUCCAGUAAUAUGCUGGCUGAACGGAAAUAAGGAAGUUUUAGAAGAGCCAAUGGCCGUAUAACUGGUCAAGCAGAAAGAGAUGGAGUUUGUAUAGUAUGAUUUUAGGGGACUUUAUAGUUCUAAUGAAUUCACGGACAACAGGCAAUAAAGCAUAUGGUUCACAUAUACAUAUCAGUACAGCAAUUUUUUUG